AUGGCAGAGCAGCACCGCUCCGAUCGCGUCGUUACCUGGAUCACUGGCAAGAGGGUGCAGGUCUACCUCACCGGGGUGAAGAGUGAGGCCUUCUUGGACUACGUGGCAAGCCACCAGCACCGGGAGGUCUUGGAGCGCUUCCUCUCGCAGCUGCGAGGCGCCUUGGAGCAGGUGGCGACCGCCAAUGGUGGGGAGGCUUCUGAGGACAUGUGCGCCCUCGUGGGAGCGGAGGAGAUGCAGGUGCCCCACACAGACUUGCUCCCCGGGCAGGUGCAGGUGAUCCUGGCGUUGAUGCCCACGCGGCCGACACUGGUCUAUGACCCUCAGCUUCCGAGGCCGAGUCGCGAGGAGAUCGCCAAAAUGAUGGGAGUUAAUGCGAGGGAGUUGCUGGAGGAGGGUACCUUUGGCUUGGUCUACAACAGCUUUCCGCUUGUUCUUCCAGUGGAUCAUGUCUACCAGCGCAUGGUCCCCGCCUACACGAGCAACUUUGCGGCUGGAGACGCAGUGCAAAUCAAGGAUGGCAUUGUCCAUGCCGGUCCUGGCCCGGAUGAGCCUGAGGGUGACCCGCGGGUGGUGAUAUUCAUGACCUACAGGACCACUCGCCCAGAGCACUACGAGCUGACUUUUCAGGCCAAGCUGUGGGACUGGGCCUCGCACCCGGCGAUCGAUCCGCAGAUCGCCUACCAGCGCCUGCAGGAAGUCUACAAUUUCGGCAAGGAGAACAACAUGGACAUCCAGCCAUGGACGUAUUAUCCUCCUGAGAGCCUCGAAGCCUGCAAGAUGCUUUGCACCAUGCCGGGGCUGGACGAAACAACUGUGGAGCUGCUGGUGGAAGAGUGGCGGGAGAUGCUGUAUGACGACAACCUGCAGAUUGUCGACCAAGAUCAAGACAAGGGUGAGCUGCAGAAUGCCUGA
Molecule: messenger RNA, 915 nt
Organism: Effrenium voratum
Lineage: Eukaryota; Dinophyceae; Suessiales; Symbiodiniaceae
Source: the annotation of a GenBank genome assembly